AUACAGUUCUAGGUGAACUUCUUUGGAACACUCAGUGCACUAGCCAUCACUGCAUCCUCGGCCCACCACAGACUAAACAUGAGCUUCACAGUCGAAGAGAGGGGAAAACCCAAUACUUUGAGCUAUCGUUUGUUUUUCAAAAAUGCUGAUGGAAAGUAUGUCUCCCCAUUCCAUGACAUACCUAUGUAUGCUGAUGAGAGCCAGAACAUUUUCCACGUGGUUGUUGAAGUACCAAGAUGGACAAAUGCAAAGAUGGAGAUUGCAACCAAAGACCCCCUGAACCCGAUCAAGCAGGAUGUGAAGAAGGGGAACCUGCGUUACGUCGCCAAUGUUUUCCCCCACAAAGGCUACAUCUGGAACUAUGGAGCAAUACCUCAGACUUGGGAGGAUCCCGGGCACAAAGAUGAAGACACUGUCUGCUGUGGUGACAACGACCCCAUCGACGUCUGUGAAAUCGGUACCAAGGUGUGUUUGCGUGGGGAGGUGAUCAAGGUGAAGGUACUGGGGGUUUUGGCCAUGAUCGACGAGGGGGAGACGGACUGGAAGGUCAUCUGUCUCUUAUACACAUCUAGAUGUUCAUCCCCCCACUCCUUUUCCCUCACCUGUCACCCUAUCUUGUGUACCUCAGACAUCGGUGACAUCCAGAGGCUGAAGCCAGGUUACUUGGAGGCCACCGUGGACUGGUUCAGGAGGUACAAGGUACCAGAUGGGAAACCAGAGAACCAGUUUGCCUUCAACGGAGAGUUCAAAGACAAGGAAUUUGCCAUUGAGACAAUCAAGAGCACCCAUGGCUUCUGGAAGGCACUUAUCUCUCAGAAGACCAACUCUGGAGGACUCAACUGUAAAAACACGUGUGUGUCAGCUGACGACAGCCCCUUCUGCUGCUCAACAGACGAGGCCAAGGCUGUCAUAGAAGGGACAACCCCUUGUGGAACCGAAGAUCCUAUCCCCUGCUCAGUGGAUAAAUGGUUCUACUAUGAGAAGGAGUAACUUUAAGUCGAAGACUCAAUGGACCAGUGUCUCACCUGUUUAGCAAGUGUACUUGAAGAUCAUAGACUUAAUGACAGUUGGGGGUGUGGCUGCGAAAGAAUAGACUCUCUUCUCCAUACUCUGAAGAUAAGAGAAGAUGGGACAAAAAUAGUGAAAUAAUGUCUGAGGAAAUGUGUUGUUACUGUUAUUUAACAAAUGUCUCAUUGGAGAUGUGCUGUCGAACAGAUAGUACUGGUAGUGUGCUUCCUAUAGCUAGCUACUCAUGUACUGUAUGGGGUCGUAAUUCCUUUAAUAAAGCUUUAUCUGUAAAACAAAAAUA
Molecule: messenger RNA, 1309 nt
Organism: Salvelinus sp. IW2-2015
Lineage: Eukaryota; Metazoa; Chordata; Actinopteri; Salmoniformes; Salmonidae
Product: inorganic pyrophosphatase-like
Biological process (GO): phosphate-containing compound metabolic process
Cellular component (GO): cytoplasm
Molecular function (GO): inorganic diphosphate phosphatase activity; magnesium ion binding
Source: RefSeq, a predicted model, not a curated record